AUGCCUAAAGCCAGUCAAACCCCCUCUAAAGCCAAAUCUUCAACCAAGGCUGAGGCAAAACCCAAAAACAUGAAGCCCAAAUCAAAGAAACGUGCAAGUCAUCAAGGGCACCCACACCCACACCUGCCCACACCCACACCUGCUCCUUCUCCUUCGAUAUCCUCCACUAUACCUACAUCAUCAUCCCCUGUUCCUGCUGGGGAAUCAGUUCCAGUCAUUACUGAUCAGGUACAACAUCCUCCUUCUAAAUUAGAUAUUUUGGUGUCUGUUGUAGAUGUUGCACCUCUAGAUACUCUCCCACCCACGGUGAGAAGCCAUAAAAGGAGAAAUUCACUUUGGACUGAGGAUGAGAAAGAUGAUGGGAGUGAAAAAGAAGAAGAAGUUGUGAACAGUCAUGAGGAGCAUGAUGCUCAAAACAUCGCAAUUGAAGAAGAAAAGAAAGAAAAAAAUCAUGGUGAAGAAGAGGAUGACUUUGAAAGUGAGGGCGAGGAUCAAGAAAAGGUAAGUGAGAGUGAAGGAGGUUAUGAAGAGAGUGAGAAAGAAGAUGGGAAUGUGAGUGAGGAAUCUGAAGGUUCCAUGACCAUUGGGAACAGUGUCAUAGCCCCUUCAGAAGAAACUGGUGAAGAGACAAGGGCCCAAGAACUUGGAUCUCUACUAACUACUUUCACGGUAGAUGAAGAAGUUAGCAGUGAUAAAGAUGAUAUACCACUAUCUGAAGUAGGGAAGAAACCCAUAAAGACCCCUAUGAAAGCUACAAAGUUAGCAGUCCCAACAAGGAAAGAAGUGGCUCCUCUUGCCAGAACUCAUCUUACAAGAAGUAAAAGAAAGGUUGUUGAUGCACAAAUCAUUAAGGAGUCUAGAAGUGCAAAGAAGCCAAAGAAGAAGAGAAAGGGUACUAAAGUUACAAAACCUGCUACCCCUUAUGCAAGGGACAAUAAGGGUAAGACAAGAAAGAAUGUGCCAGCUGCAGUUGAUCGAAUCACAGAGUUCAGGAACGGAAAAGUGCUAAAUGGGAAGAUUCUUGUAAACACUGAUGAGAAGGGAAUUGCUCAAUUGGUUGAAAAGUUUGAGCUACAGGGGUGGAAGCACAUGUUUGUCAAAGCUUUCCCCCACUUUCUUAGAGCUAAAGUUUUAACUGAUUUUUUUGAUAAUGUUCUGACGUUAUUUUUCCUAUCUUUUACUUUUUUUGAACAGAUGGCAUCUAAGAAAUCUAAAUCACCUACAAAUCCUAAAGCACCUAACUUCCAGUUGUGUCCAUUUUCGCUGGGUAUUACAGAAGGGACUGGUUCAGAAGGUAAUUUUGCUGCUGAUGUUGUUGGUGAAGAGAGACAAGAACAUCGUGAACAGCAGGGAGUUGAUCAAGUAUUAUCCACCAUGGCUGUGGAUUUUUCUCCUGCUGCUGAACCGCAGCAGUUACUUGUGACGGAACAGCAAGAAGAGCAAGCAAAAGGAUAA
Nicotiana attenuata is the source of this 1455-nucleotide messenger RNA. RefSeq names its product proline-, glutamic acid- and leucine-rich protein 1-like. NCBI's taxonomy places the organism in Eukaryota, Viridiplantae, Streptophyta, Magnoliopsida, Solanales, Solanaceae. The record is from RefSeq and is a predicted model, not a curated record. The transcript is spliced from 6 exons. The coding region runs from base 1 to 1455 and encodes 484 amino acids.